UGAUGACUUUAAGACUGGAUUGGAUUUGAUGAAAGAAACUACUAUAAAUAUUCGCUAUCGAAUAUACAUAAUUGGAAAAGGAAAAUGGAAAUAAUGUAAGAUGAAAUGAGAAAACUGGAUUGGACUUUUUGUAAAACAAAAUAGUGAAAAUAAUAAAUACCAAAGAAAUGAAAAUACUAACGACAAGGCAGUAAGGCCCCUGGCUGUAGCCUGUUCGAAAGAACGAAUUAAUAUAAAAAAAAAAAAAAAAAAAAAUAUAUAGAUUUGAUAAGGAUAAAACAUGUUUAUUUGAUUGGCUUCUUUCUUGCCUUUUGGUGCGUACACAAAAAUUAAAAUGGACACUCUUUAUUCUGAUUUAAGUAAGAACUUAACACAACCAAUAAUCAAGAAACUUUCACAAAAUCGCAUUAAAACAUUAAUUGAUUUUCUGCAAGAAGACAUAGAGAAGUUAUCCAACUUAACGAAAUUAGAGAUACCAUGUAUUCUGCAAAUUCGAAAAAAUAUAUUUGAAAUAUAUUCUGCAACUGUAGUAAAUAGUCUCUCUUUAUUUAAUACAGUAUGCUCACGAAUUACAGAACUUGAAACAGGAAUAGAGAGUUUAGAUUCAAUUUUAAAUGGAGGUAUAAAUAUAGGAUAUAUAACUGAAGUAUGUGGAUUAGCUGGUUCAGGGAAAACACAGUUGUGUAUGCAAUUAGCUGUAAAUUGUGUGAAGAAUAGAGACAAAACGGUACUUUAUAUAGAUUCAAAGGGUGACUUUUCUGCUAUAAGAAUACAGAAAGUAUUAGAAGAAUGUAGUUUUUCUCAUAAGGAAAUGGCAGCUGUAAUGCUAAAAAUAAAAGUGGCAUUCAUAUGGACCAUGGAUGAAUUAGUUGAUAUUUUACUUCAAGUAAAAAAUAAUAAAAAUGAGUAUAACUGUUUAUCACUGAUUAUACUUGACUCACUGCCUUCUUUAAUGUUUCAACACUUUGGAGAUGAGAAUAAGAUUGGCUUAAAGUUUCUCAACAUAUUUGUUAACCAUGUAAAGUAUAUCUGCAAAACCAUGGAAGUUGCUGUCAUUUGUGUGAAUAUACAAACAAGGUGGAUAGAUCAAAGUGUAUCUGAUGUAAAUGAUAAUGAAUCAUCUGAUCUUACUACAAGUGAUACUUACUAUAGGGAAAAUAUUAAUCGUUGUUUAGGCAAAUACUGGAAAAACAUUCCUAAGACUAUAAUAAUCUUAGAGAAAAUUAGACAGAAGAAUACACAAAUUGAAAAUAAUGAUACACAUAUUCAAACAACUGUGUUAAACUGUGACAUUGGACAAAUUAAGAAAUCUGUGUUAACUAUAACUUCCAGCGGUGUUAUUUAAUAAAAUAAAUCAUUUAAUCACUCCAUACUGUAUCUUCACCAAUAAGCCGUUGUUUCAACAUUGUUGCCGGGGGAUGUCCACUGCUGAACAAAGGCCUACCACAAAGAUCGCACUGACAACAGGUCCUGCGCUGCACAUUCAUUCAACCUAUUUUGGCAAUCUUGAUCAGAUCAUCGGUUGAUCUUAUGGGGGGCCUACCAACACUGUUGUCUGGUAUGUGGUCGCCACUCAAGAACUUUACUAUCCCAAUAACUAUCUGUCUGUCAAGCUUUGUGCCCCGCCCAGUGCCACUUCAGUUUUGCAAUAAUUUGGGGUAUGUCUGUGACUUUGGUUCUCAAUACAAUAAAUAAAUAAUAAAUACAA
Leptidea sinapis is the source of this 1708-nucleotide messenger RNA. RefSeq names its product DNA repair protein RAD51 homolog 4 (gene Rad51D). Gene Ontology annotation, cellular component: Rad51B-Rad51C-Rad51D-XRCC2 complex; replication fork; centrosome. Gene Ontology annotation, molecular function: ATP-dependent DNA damage sensor activity; ATP binding; single-stranded DNA binding. Gene Ontology annotation, biological process: reciprocal meiotic recombination; DNA strand invasion; double-strand break repair via homologous recombination. The coding region runs from base 335 to 1345 and encodes 336 amino acids. NCBI's taxonomy places the organism in Eukaryota, Metazoa, Arthropoda, Insecta, Lepidoptera, Pieridae. The record is from RefSeq and is a predicted model, not a curated record. The transcript has 6 exons.